Messenger RNA from Leucoraja erinaceus (little skate), 1730 nucleotides. RefSeq names its product zinc-binding protein A33-like. The record is from RefSeq and is a predicted model, not a curated record. Bases 131 to 1597 code for a protein of 488 amino acids. Gene Ontology annotation, molecular function: protein binding; zinc ion binding. The transcript is spliced from 6 exons. NCBI's taxonomy places the organism in Eukaryota, Metazoa, Chordata, Chondrichthyes, Rajiformes, Rajidae.
GCCUUCGUGAUCUAGGUCAACAUUCAUUGCCCGGGACGGCAGCGAGCGCAGUGGACCCACGCGCUGCAGGGGUUCUGCAACUCCACGCGAAUUAAAACACAUUGAACCAGAAAGUGCGGGAGAUAAUAAAAUGGCUGCGAAACGCCAGGUCGAGAAUUGGACCGAGGAGGUAGUUUGUCCCAUCUGCCAGGAUUUCUUCACCGAUCCGGUGGCGCUGGAUUGUGGGCACAACUUCUGCAGCUCCUGCAUCACACAGAGUUGGGACAGGGAGGGGAGAAACUCCUGCCCGGAAUGUAGAGAGGAAUCUGCAAACCGCACCCUCAGGGUGAAUCGGGCCCUGGUUAGACUGUCUGAGAAAGCUCGAACACUGAGCCUGAAUCUCAACGCGAAGAAAAGUAAACUUCAGUGCGAGGAACAUCAGGAAGAUCUGAAGCUGUUUUGUGAAACUGACAAGAAACUGAUCUGCUUUAUUUGCACAACUGCGGGGGAACACGAGUCUCACAGCUUAAUGUUGAUAGAAGAAGCAAUUGAAUUCUACAAGGAACAGGUGAAAUCUUCAUUCGAAUCUCUCACAGAAAAGGAAUCGGAGAUCCAGAAAAACGAGCAGGAACAGAAAGAGAGCAUUUCUGGAGUUCAGAAACAGUCACACAACCUUCAGUCAAUGCUCAUAUCCCAGUUUGCUGAACUGCACCAGAUUCUCACUGUGAAAGAGCAGCGCUUACUCGGAAAUGUCCGGAAAAAAGAGAAGAAGAUUGUAAAAAGAAUGGAAAAAAAUCUUCAAGAGAUACAAGAGAAUUUAAAUUCCAUUCAGGAGGAACUCUCAAAGUUACAGGAACAGACAGACCACAAGAACGGUGUUAUAUUUCUGAAGGAGGAAGCUGGUCGCAAGUGCAGGGUUAGUGAUGAAACCAAACCAAUGUUGGUGGUACAUGGCGCGUUGCCCAUUGAAAAGUAUUAUCGCACCUUAUUCUUUAACAUGGCAUUGAAGGAAAGAUCUGAUAUCAUCAAACGAGUCUCCGUCACACUGGAUGCGGAAACAGCUGGUCCGUGGCUCGAGGUGUCCAAGGAUCGGAAGAGGGUGAGAUGUACCCAGAUCCAGAGAAGUCUCCCCGACACCGAGAAGAGGUUUACAGGCAGUCCGUGUGUGCUCGGAUCGGACGGAUUCACAUCAGGGAGACAUUACUGGGAGGUGACAGGGAAUCGGGGCUGGAGUCUGGGAGUCGCCGCAGAGUCUGCAGAGAGGAAGAGAUGGGUCAAACUGUCCCCGGAGACUGGAGUUUGGAGCAUCGGGCGGAAGGGUGAUGGGUUUCAUGCAUUCACCUCCUCUCCAUACCAUCUCCCCGCCCGUCCCAUCCCCGGGAGGGUGGGAGUUUAUCUCAGUUACGAGUCCGGGACGGUUUCAUUUUACGACGCGGUCACCAAGUCCCAUCUCCACACCUUCGCUGGGAAUAAAUUCACGGAGAAGCUUUAUCCUUACUUUGCAACUUGGGAUGAAAAUCAGUGGCUGAGAAUCUGCUCCGGUUCCACUCCGGUGUGUAAACGGGUCGGGUCCCGAGACCGGCAUCAGGAGCGGGCUUCAGGGGCUGUGGGGCAGUAACCCAGUGGACAACAGGUCGGCGCUGAACAUUUAAUCCCCAAAUUCCGCGUUGUGAAACCCCAGUGAGCGUGGAAAUAAAAUCAGGGGGAAUGAAAAUAUGGGAACAGUGAAAUAAACAGCAACUGGAAUCAGA